AUGUCGACCAUAAAACUAGACAUCGCCCAAAGAACGUCCUUCGUCUCCCAGGAAAACAUGGUCCAACUUCAAAAAGUGUUCAACCAAUUCGAUGCGAACAACGAUGGCGAGAUCUCAGUAACGGAACUCGGCGACGUCUUGAAAACAUUGGGGUCUAGCUACACAGAGGAGGAACUCAAACGUGUCAUGGAAGACAUUGACACCGACAAAGACGGUUUCAUCAACCUCUCUGAAUUCUGUUCCCUCUGCCGUUCAUCUUUCGAUGCUGUCGCUGCCACCUUAUCGCCUCGAUGCUGUUUUCUAGCAAACGACGAGAAUCAUCAGGCAUUCGCAAACAGUGUUGGACUUCCUGCUUCAUGCUUGAGUACUGAAGCUGUAGAGACAAGCUCUACGGAUUGCUCAAAAAGCUCCUGA
This is a messenger RNA of Durio zibethinus, 414 nucleotides long. The record is from RefSeq and is a predicted model, not a curated record. Lineage: Eukaryota; Viridiplantae; Streptophyta; Magnoliopsida; Malvales; Malvaceae.